Messenger RNA from Zea mays, 513 nucleotides. NCBI's taxonomy places the organism in Eukaryota, Viridiplantae, Streptophyta, Magnoliopsida, Poales, Poaceae. The record is from the annotation of a RefSeq genome assembly.
AUGUAUAUAUCUAAACAACCUUUUCGUAAAUCUAAGCAACCCUUUCGUAAAUCCAAACAAACUUUUCAUAAAUCUAAGCAACCUUUUCGUAAAUUCAAACAACCUUUUCGUAAAUCUAAGCAACCUUUUCGUAAAUCCAAACAACCUUUUCGUAGGCGUUCUCGAAUAGGCCCGGGGGAUCGAAUUGAUUAUAGAAACAUGAGUUUAAUUAAUCGAUUUAUUAGUGAACAAGGAAAAAUAUUAUCUAGACGAAUAAAUAGAUUAACCUUGAAACAACAACGAUUAAUUACUCUUGCUAUAAAACAGGCUCGUAUUUUAUCUUUCUUACCAUUUCGUAACUAUGAGAAUGAGAAGCAAUUUCAAGCCCAGGCAAUUUCAAUAAUUACUGGUCCUAGACACAGAAAAAAUAGACAUAUUCCUCAAUUAACACAAAAGUUCAAUUCCAAUCGAAACUUAAGAAACUCCAACCAGAAUUUAAGAAACAACAAUCGAAACUUAAGUUCCGAUUGUUGA